Messenger RNA from Ipomoea nil (Japanese morning glory), 741 nucleotides. RefSeq lists its product as uncharacterized. The transcript has a single exon. NCBI's taxonomy places the organism in Eukaryota, Viridiplantae, Streptophyta, Magnoliopsida, Solanales, Convolvulaceae. Bases 1 to 741 code for a protein of 246 amino acids. The record is from RefSeq and is a predicted model, not a curated record.
AUGACCGACUGCAACCCUCUAGCUACACCGGCCGCUGUCAUUCAACCGGUGAGUCAGUCCACCGAUCCGUUUCACAACCCCACGCACUAUCGUCGUCUAGCCGGGGCUCUACAGUAUCUCACCAUCACGCGUCCGGAUCUGUCCUAUGCUGUCAAUCGUCUUUGUCAGUUUAUGCACACUCCUACAGAGGAGCACUGGGGGCUACUUAAGCGUGUUCUUCGCUACAUAAAAGGGACUCUUGACUACGGCCUCCGCAUCUCUCCAUCCAGGUCAUCUGACAUCCAUGCUUAUUCAGAUUCUAACUGGGCCGGCUGUUCGGUCUACCGGAAGUCCACCAGUGGCUAUGCCGUGUUCUUGGGGUCCAACCUUGUCUUGUGGGUCUCUCGGAAGCAACGAACGGUGGCACGCUCAUCGACAGAAACCGAAUACAAAGGCCUCGCAGAUGUGUGCGCGGAGGUCACCUGGGAGUUGCGCUUGAGUGCUUCUACACCACCCACACUAUGGUGUGACAACCUUGGUGCCACGUACCUCUGUGCAAACCCAGUUUUCCAUGCUCGCACCAAACACGUAGAAGUUGACUAUCACUUUGUACAGGAUAAAGUCUCCUCCGGUGAGUUUCAGGUUCAUUUUGUGUCAACCAAAGAUCAACUCACCGACAUCUUUACCAAAUCGCUUCCAGCCGCGCAUUUUGGAAUUCUUCGUGACAAGUUCAAUGUGGUGUGCCACCAGCCUUGUGCUUGA